CGAACUGUUUUGAAAGAAGCAAGAAUUCCUAUUCUUGUUAUAAUGUGUUCAAUUGGACUUGGCUUUGGAAUAGCAGCACAUUAUAUUCACAAGUUAAAACUUAUCAAACUACUUGCAAACAUAGAUCCUAAACUUUUCCUUCAUUUGUUUACACCAAUUAUAAUAUUUACAGCUGCAUUUGACAUGGACUUCUAUAUAUUUCGAAAAGCAUUUUGGCAGGUCUUGAUCCUUGCAGUUCCUGGAUUUGUGCUGAAUAGUGCUCUCUUUGGAGUUUUAGCUUAUAAAAUCAAUAAAUAUAACUGGACCUGGGAUACUAGCAUGCUGUUUGGAAUAAUACUUAGCACAACAGAUCCUAUUCUCUCUGUAGCUUCUUUGAAAAACACAGGGAUUUCAAAAAUAUUAAUCAACAUAAUUACAGGAGAGUCCUUGUGUAACGAUGCUACCACAUCAAUUCUUUUUGAUCUGUAUAGUGACCUCGUGGAAAAAGUCCACAGAGAGAUAUUUACAGAGAUUGUUUUAAAAUUAAUUUUAAAAUUUUUUGGGAGUGUUUUAUUUGGAUUUUUGUCUUCAAGAGUUGUUAUGUUUUGGUUGAAGCACAUAUUCAAUGAUGGAGUAGUUGAAGUAAUUUUAAGCUUCACAAUGGCAUACAUAAUUUUCUUCCUUGCUGAAUGGGCUGGAAUGUCUGGAGUUAUUUCUAUUAGUAUUUUGGGACUUCUUUUAGAUACUGUGAGCUUUAGUCCAGGAACAGAUGAAUUUCUUUAUAGGUUCUGGUCAAUGAUGACAUUUUUGGCUCACCUUAUGAUAUAUCUUAUCACAGGACUCGUUAUAGCUCAAAAAACAUUUCUGCAUUUAAAUACCCGUAUUCUAUUUUAUGUUGUGACACUCUACCUUUCAAUAAAUCUUACAAGGGCUUUAAUUGUUUUAAUACUGAGCCCUUUAUUGAGUCGUUUGGGCUAUGGACUUAAUUGGCGUUGGGGAGCUGUUAUUGUCUGGAGUGGAAUGAGGGGAACAUUUACUUUGAAUAUGGCUCUAGCAGUUGGUCAAGAAGAAGGUCUAGAUAAACAGCAGUGGAAGAACAUGGUAUUAUUGCAUGCAGGAACAGCAUCUUUAUUGACCUUGAUGAUUAACUCUACCACUGUGAAAUACUUAGUUGUAAUUUUAGGCCUUUGUGAUAUAACUCUUCCCAAGCGCAUGGCUAUGAGUAAUGCUGUUCAGCGUAUCAGACAAAUGGAGGCACACAGCUUUUCAUUGCUAAAACUUGACAGAUAUUUGGCUGAUGCAAAUUGGGCAAUGGCUGAAGAAACAAUCAAAAUUGAUUACCCUUAUACACUAUCCACAGGAGAAGAUUCCCAGAUAGUUGGAACAUAUAGAUGUCCAGACUGUGAUAAUGAUCUUACGUUUGAUAAAAGGCCUCAACAAAUUGUUGACAUAAUGGAAGAAGCCAGGUUGCGUCUCUUAAACGCUCAAAUAGCCAGUUAUCAGAAGCAAUAUUAUACUGGAAUUCUUAACCAAGAAGCUGCCCAAACAUUGAUUAGUGCAGCAGAAAACUAUAUUGAUAUUAAAGGAAAGUUUAUGAAUAUCCAAGAAGUAAAGACAUACUGGGAAAGCAAAGGAUUAACAGUAACAAUUAAAAACUUGUUAAUGGAUUGGUCUUACAAUGUAAAAGAAGAAAAGUCUAAGCCAUCAAGAAACAAGUUUCUGAAGAUGUGUCAUCAGGCAGUAUUCAUGAGUGAAUUUGAGAGUACAAGUUCUGUCAUUACAUUACUGAACAUCUGCCCCAUUGUUUUUCAUUUUAUAAAAGGAAUUACUUCAGAAUUUCAGGAACAACUAAAAAUAUGCAACUACUAUUUUCUGAGUUUGUAUGUAAUUGAAGCAGUAAUGAAGGGUUCAGCAAUGGGGAAGACAUACUUCUAUCAUCACUGGAACCAGUUUGAUCUUUUAAUCAUAAUAGUGGGAAUUAUAGAUGUCAUUGUUGUGAACGUCCUUAAUCACCUUGGUCCAGAAUAUACUUAUGUGUUAAAAGUCAUCAAUGCUUUCCGAAUUGUUCGUUUUCUAAGAGUUCUGCGACUCUUGAAGGUUGUGAUACCCAAAGUUAUUAACUUACUGGAUAAACAAAUAAACAAACAGCUGACUUUUCGGUGUGAUAUUGCCAAAGGAUAUGUUCAAGGUGAAGAAGAUAUAAGCUGUUUAAUUGAGCAGAUAGCUGGUCAUGAAAGAGUUUAUCAGGACUUAAAAAAGAUAUUUGAUAAGAACAAACAAGAAGCCAUGAAGGAGUUAGGUUUAAUGCAGCAUGAGUAUCCAGAAAUUGUCACUGCUGUGAAAACUAGGCAAGCAGUCCAGACAGUGCUAAACACAGCUUUAGAAACUCUUAAAUUUAUGGUAUCUGCAGGAAUUGUUAAUAACCAUGAAGGAAGAGAACUGCAUCAGAUUAUCCUAUUAAAACAAAAACAGCUUGCAAAGCUUCCUCCUAUGAUUGCACCACCUACUGCAGAGGACCUUCUAAGAAGUAUAAUGUGGUUACAGAAUGACCAAGAUCGCAUAGACUUUGUUCAGAGAAAAGCAAGAAUUAUUUGUUAUGACUAUGGAGACAUCAUAUGUGAAGAAGGUGAACUUCCACGUGGCAUUCAUUUAAUUACAUCAGGAAUGACAAAGCUUUAUGGUUCUGCUCCUCGUUAUGGAGUUGACAAAGAAUUGUAUAAACAAAGACAUCCUACAAGACUUCCCUAUACAGAUUAUUUAGUCACUGGGGCAAUAAUAGGAGAGCUGAACUGUCUAACUAAGCAAGAAAUGGAAUAUAUGGUUACUUGUGAAACUUCUGUGCAGACAUGUUUUAUCUCUAUAGAGGAUUUGUUUGAAGCUUUUGACAAGUUUUUGGAAUAUCCAUCUUUAGAAUAUAAAAUAUGGCUGAAACUUUCUCUUGAUGUUGCCCUCAAAACUUUCAAGGAAAACCUUCCUUAUGAGGACUGGACAUACAAAAUGUGUGGGCAGCUUUCUAACUUGUAUGUGCUAGAUGUACCCAAUCACACCAAACAUGACAUUUACGAUGGGACCAUGGAAUAUGUCAUUCUUGUACAUGGAACUGUACAAGACUGUCAACUACUACAGCUUUUUUGUGCACCAUGCAUCUUACCUAAAACCUGCCACCAGGUACAGGGUACUGCAGCAAUAUCAAAGCUAUUUGUUGUACGAACAAUUGAGCCAAUGAUGAGGAAGGAAGCCGGAAAAUUAGCAAGUGUUUGCCAGAUUCAUACAGGAGCUCGGAGGCAGGCAUUUUGUGAAGAGUAG
Heteronotia binoei (common prickly gecko) is the source of this 3285-nucleotide messenger RNA. RefSeq names its product sodium/hydrogen exchanger 10-like. The coding region runs from base 43 to 3285 and encodes 1080 amino acids. Lineage: Eukaryota; Metazoa; Chordata; Lepidosauria; Squamata; Gekkonidae. The record is from RefSeq and is a predicted model, not a curated record. The transcript has 25 exons. Gene Ontology annotation, cellular component: membrane. Gene Ontology annotation, biological process: proton transmembrane transport. Gene Ontology annotation, molecular function: sodium:proton antiporter activity; monoatomic ion channel activity.